AGUGGGCCUGCCUGUCAGGCUGAUGCUGAAGGGGCGGGACAGGUGUGAGGCGAAGUGAGAGGGAAAGAGUAGCGCUAGUUAGGCUGGCACUAGUUUCUCCUCAGCCUACGUGUCGCCAGGUCGCGGGACUACUUCUCGUGACAGAGCGGUUUGUGUGAGUUUUUCUGUUCGUCUGUCGGCGGCGUUGGUGAACCAUGGGGAGACGCGACGGCCGGCAAGCAGCGCCGGAAUAUCCACAUCCAUUUACUCACCAGCUGAGGCUCAGCAGCUCCCAGAGAAUACGGGGCAUCAUCCUGGGCGUUGUACUUGUCCCGCUCCGCAUCACCCUGGCCGCGCUCUUCUUCCUCAUCAUGUGGCCUCUGGCCCGUCUGCGAUUGGCCGGCCUGUCCGAGGAAGAACGUUCCCGGCCCGUCACAGGCUGGCGGCGCUGGCUGUUCCACCCAAUCAUCUGGCUGCUGAGCCGAGCCGUGUUCUUCUCCCUGGGCUUCCUGUGCGUAAAGGUAAAAGGUCGGCGGGCGGACCUGAAGGAGGCGCCGGUGUUGGUGGUGGCACCCCACAGCGGGUUCCUGGACAUGCUGGUUCUGUGUCCGACCCAGCUGGCGACGGUGGUGUCCCGGUCCGAGAACACAAGCCUGCCAGUUAUCGGAGCUCUUUUGGAGUUUAACCAGUCGGUGCUUGUGAGCAGGAAGGAUCCAGAGUCGAGGAAGAAGGCAAUCGCUCAGAUCACAGAGAGGCUGACCUCCAAUGGCUACUGGCCUCAGAUGCUGAUGUUUCCCGAAGGAACCACAACUAAUGGCAGUGCCCUCAUCAAAUUCAAGCCUGGUGCCUUCCUUGCUGGAGUCCCCGUCCAGCCCGUUCUGUUGCACUACCCCAACAAACUGGAUACCGUUCGCUGGACUUACAAUGGAACAACCUGGAUUGAAGCGUUGUUGCACACAACGUCACAGUUUUACACUCACAUGACUGUCGAGUACCUGCCAGUUUAUACGCCUUCGCAGGAAGAGAAGGAUGAUCCCAACCUGUAUGCUGACAAUGUCCAGAAACUCAUGGCCAAGGCACUUGGGGUCCCAGCCACUGACUACGUGAUGGAGGGCCGGGUCCCAGUCAGUAAAGUAGGGGGUCUCUCCUUACCCCUCAAGUCCCCCGCCAGGGACACACUUUCUCUGCUGCACAAAUAUGGCCUAGGAGCAUCAGAGGUGGAGGCUGCGUUGACCAGAAUGAUUGACAGGUGUCAGUCAGGCGGUCAGGAAUGGAAGGCCAGUGCAGAGGAACUGGUGUCUAUUCUUGGACUGCCUGAGAAACAGAUGGCCAUCGCGAUCUGUGGCCUCUUCUCCAAGGACGACACUGUUGACCUCAGACAGAUCUAUGUGAGUGUUGCUGCGGUCUCUGGUUUUGUCAGUUUUAAGUCGCUCCUUGGCACCGCUUUCACUCUGUUUGACGGAGAGGGAAAAGGCAGUCUGGCUGCAGUGGAGUUUUCAGACCUCAUGGGGGCGCUGCUAGGUGUACCUCAAUACCACACUGCUGAGCUCUACAGUGAGGCCUCACAUAAAGGCCUGCCUACUGAGGAGGAUCUGCUCAGAGUGCUGACAACCCACCCGACCUAUCAGAGAGUGGUAAACGAAUACCUGCAGCCCGAGGAGGCGGGCUCUCAACUGUCAUACCUGGGCAAUGGGAAGGCUGUUAAUAACAACGGGAAAAUGCAAAACUGCAACAGGACCCUCUCCACCUUUAAGAAGGCUGACUAAGGAUCGUGUGUGGUCAGUCUGAAAGUUCCUCUCAUUUUGAUUGGAUGUCAGAUCGAACCAGAAGCCAAUUCAUGGACCUGUUUGGGACGAUUCCCCUGACUUUACAGGAUACACAGCUAAGUACACGAACAAGUCAACCACAAAAAAAAAACAUCGCUGUACUUUUCAUCUACAAGUGCAAUACGUCCACCAAGGUAAUGGACAAAGAAUGCUGCUUUAACACUUACAUGCCAGUCAAAUGUCUGUUAGCCAAUGACUCUGAUCGACAAAGGAAGUGUGUUUAUUUUAAGUCUUAUCUGCUAAUGUAACAACAACUUUAUAACCAAAUAAGAAGGGUAAACUGUUGCAAGAUGCACCCCAAAAAGCUGAUGCCAAUAUAGCCCCUGCAGGUUUGGAGAUUGUUUAUAUUUGGUUGUUGUUAUUUUUUUUUUCUUUUUAAAUCCUUGGAAAGGAAUCUAAUUUACCUAACUGUGUUCCCCCAGACGCAAUGAACGUAUUGCCAUUUGAAGCCAUAACAUGUUUUUAUAUUUAUAGACCCCUCCGUUUGCUAUGUUGUAACGAUUUAUAAAAGGGACCUUUAUGUGGGAGGGACAUAAACUUUGUGAAUGAAAAGCUUUUUUUAAUGUGUAUGGGUAAUUAUCAACAUUUUUUGUAUAAAUGUAUUUUAUGAUAAAUGUAUUAAA
Molecule: messenger RNA, 2428 nt
Organism: Lampris incognitus (smalleye Pacific opah)
Lineage: Eukaryota; Metazoa; Chordata; Actinopteri; Lampriformes; Lampridae
Gene: lpcat4
Product: lysophosphatidylcholine acyltransferase 4
Exons: 14
Coding region: 195-1745 (516 amino acids)
Biological process (GO): phosphatidylcholine acyl-chain remodeling
Cellular component (GO): endoplasmic reticulum
Molecular function (GO): 1-acylglycerophosphocholine O-acyltransferase activity
Source: RefSeq, a predicted model, not a curated record